Eriocheir sinensis (Chinese mitten crab) is the source of this 782-nucleotide messenger RNA. RefSeq lists its product as uncharacterized. The coding region runs from base 52 to 552 and encodes 166 amino acids. NCBI's taxonomy places the organism in Eukaryota, Metazoa, Arthropoda, Malacostraca, Decapoda, Varunidae. The record is from RefSeq and is a predicted model, not a curated record. The transcript is spliced from 5 exons.
GCAUCAGUCAUUUCGAUUGCUUCUGCCUCUACAGGGUUGCCUUGACACACCAUGGAUCACCGCCAAAACUCUUCCCUGCCAUACAACAUGAAGGUGCUGGUCUACCCUUCCCUGGUGAUGGCGGUGCUGCUGGUGCUGGCGGCGGGAGAUAAGCAAGAGGACCAUAUCUCGGCCUUAUUUUGGGGCCACACGUCUCGAAAGAUUCUUGAGACGUGUGCCAGUCAAGCCGACCUAUGCUCAGCUAAUGCAGACAAAUGCUACGAAUGCUUCAUCGCUACCAAGCUCAUAGUGGCGACGAAAGAAGACGCCGCUCUGGCCAAGGAGAAAAUAAUCGAGUGUGGGAACUUUCUGUCCGUCGGUGUUGACUUUUCCUCCCUCUCGCUCAAAUGCUUCCAGAAAUUAAAGGUGCACGACUUUGGCGUCGACCUCUGGGCGCUGCUUUUCAACUACAAAGUGCCGGAGAGCCAGAUCGGCCCCAUGUAUGAGUGCGUGUUAGCUAAGAGGAUCAACAAACUGAAGAAUUGCCUGACCUCAACCAACAGCAAUAAUUAAGCCUGAGGCACCGCCAGGAUCCAUCAGUCGCCCUUAGAAGGACCUCCGAAGGAUCUAUGAAAGGAUAUCCGACUCACCAAAGAAUUUAUCGAACGACGAUGAGCCAAUUUCUCUUUGUAUUCUUUUUCUCUUGUUUUUGCAUUUAUUCAUUGAUUGACUGGACUUUAAAAAUUCCUCCCCUAUAGCCUGUAUGUUCCUUAACCGAGUUGCAAAUAAAUGUCUUGAGCAUC